CCUGUUAGUUCGGUGCAGUUCAACGGAACAGUUGAGAGUGAUUCUUGAAGAGACGUUCAACGCUUUAUAAAUUAUAUUAAAAAUUUUUGCUGCAUAAACCAAUUCUACGAAGGAUAAUCAUGCAGAUUUUCGUCAAGACAUUGACUGGAAAAACCAUAACCCUCGAGGUUGAAGCAUCAGAUACAAUUGAAAAUGUGAAAGCCAAAAUCCAAGACAAAGAGGGAAUUCCACCAGACCAACAAAGAUUGAUCUUUGCUGGCAAACAAUUGGAAGAUGGGCGCACGCUUUCUGACUAUAACAUCCAAAAGGAAUCUACCCUUCACCUUGUACUUCGUCUCCGUGGAGGAAUGCAGAUUUUCGUAAAAACCCUUACGGGAAAAACAAUUACUUUGGAAGUUGAGGCAUCAGAUACUAUUGAAAAUGUUAAGGCUAAAAUCCAGGAUAAAGAGGGUAUCCCACCAGACCAACAAAGACUGAUCUUCGCUGGUAAACAGUUGGAAGAUGGGCGCACGCUUUCCGAUUACAAUAUCCAAAAGGAGUCCACUCUCCAUCUUGUACUCCGUCUCCGUGGUGGAAUGCAAAUUUUCGUAAAAACUCUCACAGGUAAAACUAUAACUCUGGAGGUUGAGGCGUCGGACACUAUUGAAAAUGUAAAAGCUAAAAUCCAGGACAAAGAAGGUAUUCCUCCAGACCAACAGAGACUGAUUUUCGCUGGUAAACAACUGGAAGAUGGGCGCACGCUUUCCGAUUACAAUAUCCAAAAGGAGUCCACUCUCCAUCUUGUACUCCGUCUCCGUGGUGGAAUGCAAAUUUUCGUGAAAACUCUCACUGGUAAAACUAUAACUCUGGAGGUUGAGGCGUCGGACACUAUUGAAAAUGUAAAAGCUAAAAUCCAGGACAAAGAAGGUAUUCCUCCAGACCAACAGAGAUUGAUCUUCGCUGGUAAACAAUUGGAAGAUGGGCGCACGCUUUCUGAUUAUAAUAUCCAAAAGGAGUCCACUCUCCAUCUUGUACUCCGUCUCCGUGGUGGAAUGCAAAUUUUCGUAAAAACUCUCACAGGUAAAACUAUAACUCUGGAGGUUGAGGCGUCGGACACUAUUGAAAAUGUAAAAGCUAAAAUCCAGGACAAAGAAGGUAUUCCUCCAGACCAACAGAGAUUGAUCUUCGCUGGUAAACAAUUGGAAGAUGGGCGCACGCUUUCUGAUUAUAAUAUCCAAAAAGAAUCUACCCUUCACCUUGUACUCCGUCUCCGUGGUGGUAUGCAGAUUUUUGUUAAAACGCUGACUGGAAAAACUAUUACUCUUGAGGUUGAAGCAUCCGACACAAUUGAGAACGUUAAGGCUAAAAUUCAAGACAAGGAAGGUAUUCCUCCAGACCAACAGAGAUUGAUCUUUGCUGGUAAACAACUGGAAGAUGGGCGCACACUUUCUGACUACAACAUUCAGAAAGAAUCCACUCUACAUCUUGUACUCCGUCUUCGUGGUGGUAUGCAGAUUUUCGUAAAGACUCUCACUGGUAAGACUAUUACUUUGGAAGUUGAGGCAUCGGACACCAUCGAAAAUGUUAAGGCUAAAAUCCAGGACAAAGAAGGCAUCCCACCAGAUCAGCAGAGAUUGAUUUUUGCCGGUAAACAGCUGGAAGAUGGACGUACGCUUUCUGAUUACAACAUCCAGAAGGAGUCAACUCUCCACCUUGUACUCCGACUGAGAGGUGGAAUGCAGAUUUUCGUGAAAACUCUUACUGGAAAAACUAUCACUCUUGAAGUUGAGGCAUCAGAUACUAUUGAAAAUGUUAAGGCAAAAAUUCAGGACAAAGAAGGCAUUCCACCAGAUCAACAGAGAUUGAUCUUUGCUGGUAAACAAUUAGAAGACGGACGCACACUUUCUGAUUAUAAUAUUCAAAAAGAAUCUACUCUCCAUUUGGUACUUCGACUUAGGGGAGGAAAUAUGUGAUUCCUAUAUGUGAUCUCCUUUUAUUAAAUAAAAUUUAUGAAAAUAAAUAGCAACCAAUUUUUUUUACUUUUAUUCAUUAUAAUUACUGAUAAUGUGAUAAUUGUUUAAAUGAUAUACACCGAUAAAUAAAUGGAAUAUUAAAAAAAUAA
Molecule: messenger RNA, 2101 nt
Organism: Osmia bicornis bicornis
Lineage: Eukaryota; Metazoa; Arthropoda; Insecta; Hymenoptera; Megachilidae
Gene: Ubi-p63E
Product: polyubiquitin-C
Exons: 2
Coding region: 120-1952 (610 amino acids)
Biological process (GO): protein ubiquitination; modification-dependent protein catabolic process
Cellular component (GO): nucleus; cytoplasm
Molecular function (GO): ubiquitin protein ligase binding; protein tag activity
Source: RefSeq, a predicted model, not a curated record